AUGGCUGUCCAUUUUAAAGAAUCACUAGCUUUGAUUUGUGCAUUGGCUAUUGCCAUUUGUACUGUAGAUUCUCAGCUAGUUCCCGCAAUAAUUACAUUUGGGGACUCAUCUGUGGAUGUUGGGAACAAUGACUACAUCCAUACUUUUUUCAAGGCCAAUUACCCACCUUACGGGAGGGAUUUUCCCAAUCAAGAAGCUACAGGAAGGUUCACAAAUGGAAAAUUAGCCACUGAUAUUACAGCUGAGACUUUGGGAUUCACUGCUUAUCCGCCAGCUUAUCUUAGCCCACAGGCAUCGGGACAGAACCUUCUCCUAGGAGCCAACUUUGCUUCUGCUGGUUCUGGUUAUGACGAUGAAACAGCCCACUUGAGUCAUGCAAUUCCAUUGUCCCAACAGUUUCAGUGUUACAAGGGGUACCAAAAUAAGCUAGCAAAUGUAGCAGGCAGUACAAAGGCAGAAUCAAUUAUACAGGAUGCAUUAUACAUAGUGAGUGCAGGUAGCAGUGAUUUUAUCCAGAAUUACUAUGUGAAUCCUUACCUCUACAAGUCCUGCACACCUGAUCAGUAUGCUUCAAACCUUAUUGGCAUAUUUACAAGUUUUGUCAAGGAUUUAUAUGCCUGUGGAGCCAGGAGAAUUGGGGUGACUUCACUUCCACCAUUGGGCUGCAUUCCGGUAACAAGAACUUUAUUCCACGAGAGUGGUUGUGUCUCUAGGAUCAACAGUGAUGCCCAAGGAUUCAACGAAAAGCUCAACUCAUCCGCAAUACAACUCCAGCAACAACUUUCUGGCCUUAAGAUUGUUGUGUUUGACAUCUACAAGCCCCUUUAUGAACUAAUUCAAGAUCCAUCAAAACAAGGUUUUGCAGAAGCAGGGAGAGGUUGCUGUGGUACGGGAACUGUGGAGACAACAGUAAUUCUGUGCAAUCCCAAGUCAAUAGGCACUUGUACAAAUGCGACUGAGUAUGUGUUUUGGGAUAGCGUGCACCCGUCUCAGGCUGCUAAUCAAGUUCUUGCUAAUGCCUUGAUUUCCCAAGGCAUCAGCCUCAUAGGAUGA
Molecule: messenger RNA, 1053 nt
Organism: Fraxinus pennsylvanica
Lineage: Eukaryota; Viridiplantae; Streptophyta; Magnoliopsida; Lamiales; Oleaceae
Source: the annotation of a GenBank genome assembly